Molecule: messenger RNA, 1552 nt
Organism: Macrosteles quadrilineatus (aster leafhopper)
Lineage: Eukaryota; Metazoa; Arthropoda; Insecta; Hemiptera; Cicadellidae
Product: phospholipase A1 1-like
Exons: 8
Coding region: 140-1135 (331 amino acids)
Molecular function (GO): lipase activity
Source: RefSeq, a predicted model, not a curated record
CGAACUACUGCUUACACAUUUCGUUUACAUUUGUUACAUUUGUUUCAGUUUUGUAUCAUUGCAGACCGGAGUUGGAAUAAUUACAAGAAAUGUUAAAAAGCUGCCCCUGGGCGGUAUGAUACUGAGGUGACAGUCGACCAUGGUAUGGACCCGUCCGUGGAGUUCGCCAUCCCUUCUACAGUCCUGCGUCAUCCUGUUGCUAGUUCAAGGUACCAUCGGCUUGCUUUGGAAUGCUUUUGACAUCGAUUAUUGGCGCUGCAAACUCAAGAGGAAUAAUGUCUGUCCAGACGAAGACAUCAGGAUAUUUCUCUAUUCACCAGACAAGAGCUACGCCACGCGUAUCCAGAUCCACAGUCCGUUGUCGCUCCAGGAGCAAGGUUGGGACCCUCUCCGCAAGAAUGUCAUCAUCAUCCACGGCUUCAACGGCACGGAGAGCAAAACUCCGAUGACCUUCAUCCGGGAUGCCUACAUCCACAGAGGGGACUACAACAUCUUCACGAUAGAUUGGGAGAUCCUGACGCCGUUCCCGUGCUACUUGUCGGCCAUCAGCAACUCUCGGCUGGUUGCGCAGUGCUCUGCGCAGUUCUACUCGUACCUGACCCACAGCGGUGCGCCUGCGCACACCAUUCACUGCGUAGGGCACAGUCUAGGCGCGCACAUCUGCGGCAUGAUGAGCAACCAUCUCACGGAGAAGAUGCAUAAGAUAAUUGGGCUCGACCCGGCACGACCUUUAGUGGACAGGUACGGGUCCAGAGCCUUCAGACUGACCAGGGACGACGCUCACAUCGUCCAAGUGUUCCACACGAACGCCGGUCUGCUAGGGGAGGUGCCUCAGGUGGGCCAUGUUGACUUCUGCAUCAACGGUGGCAGAAUGCAGCCCAGCUGUCGCAAAGAGGGACGGCGUAUCAGACAGGCGAGAUGCAGUCACUUCCUCAGUUCUUGUUUCUUCGCCGCCACCAUCAGUGAGGCCGGUAGCCGCCACAAGGCCGCCCCCUGCUCGGUCACUUGCCGCCCUCUGCCUCCACCACUGGGCGGCCUGGACCGCACCGUGUCCAUGGGCGUCCACACACCAGAGACUGUGCGAGGGACUUACUGCAUACGAAUGGAUGACGCUCAGCGAUGCCCCUUUGAUUAGUAGCCACUAUACUGGGGGUGAAACAUCUAGGCAGAGCUACACCAAGGCAUUGUAGCCUGUAGUGCAUACAACAUGUACUCACUGACCCUACCAUAGUGACAGAUUUCAACCAAAGCCAUAUCAUGAUGCGAUAUUUAGUGAAUAACAACAUUUAUUUAAUAUCUAAUAGUAAUUAUAUUGAGAUGCUGAACGUGUAGAAUGUACAUGUUCAGAUGUUUCUGGUAUUUUAUUUUUAUUAUUUUCCAUUAUUAUUAUGUUUGUUACAAAUUACCUAGAUAAUAUGAAUUGUAUUUUGCCUUCACAAUAUUAUAUUUUGCAUCUAUUUAUGUUCUAUUGCAUUUGAUAACAAAAUUGAAGACAUGGUACAAUUACCUAAAAUAGAUUAGAUAGAAAGGUGAUUUUUAAUAUUGUAUUUAA